Molecule: messenger RNA, 654 nt
Organism: Cynocephalus volans (Philippine flying lemur)
Lineage: Eukaryota; Metazoa; Chordata; Mammalia; Dermoptera; Cynocephalidae
Gene: HAND2
Product: heart and neural crest derivatives expressed 2
Exons: 2
Coding region: 1-654 (217 amino acids)
Biological process (GO): regulation of transcription by RNA polymerase II; heart development
Molecular function (GO): protein dimerization activity; RNA polymerase II transcription regulatory region sequence-specific DNA binding; DNA-binding transcription factor activity, RNA polymerase II-specific
Source: RefSeq, a predicted model, not a curated record
AUGAGUCUGGUAGGGGGCUUUCCCCACCACCCGGUGGUGCACCAUGAGGGCUAUCCGUUCGCCGCCGCCGCCGCCGCCGCCGCCGCCGCUGCCGCCAGCCGUUGCAGCCACGAGGAGAACCCCUACUUCCACGGCUGGCUCAUCGGCCACCCCGAGAUGUCGCCCCCCGACUACAGCAUGGCCCUGUCCUACAGCCCCGAGUAUGCCAGCGGCGCCGCCAGCCUGGACCACUCCCAUUACGGGGGUGUGCCGCCGGGCGCAGGGCCCCCAGGCCUGGGGGGGCCGCGCCCGGUGAAGCGCCGGGGCACCGCCAACCGCAAGGAGCGGCGCAGGACUCAGAGCAUCAACAGUGCCUUCGCCGAACUGCGCGAGUGCAUCCCCAACGUGCCCGCCGACACCAAACUCUCCAAGAUCAAGACGCUGCGCCUGGCCACCAGCUACAUCGCCUACCUCAUGGACCUGCUGGCCAAGGACGACCAGAACGGCGAGGCGGAGGCCUUCAAGGCGGAGAUCAAGAAGACAGACGUGAAAGAGGAGAAGAGGAAGAAGGAGCUGAACGAAAUCUUGAAAAGCACAGUGAGCAGCAACGACAAGAAAACCAAAGGCCGGACGGGCUGGCCGCAGCACGUCUGGGCCCUGGAGCUCAAGCAGUGA